AUGGUGAAUCUUGGAAAGAAUACCAUUGUUGUAUUUGGAACAAUAACUCUUAACUCUGGAAAUGCUUAUGACGCUACCACAGGUAUAUUCACAGCACCUGAUGAUGGUAUCUAUUCAUUCACUUGGACAAUUCUUACAAUGAGCGGUAAAUAUUUUAAAACAAGGAUUGUUCUCAGUGAUAACAGUAUUGGUUAUAAUCAUGUUGACGGCGUGUCAGGCAGUUCUAACUGGGAAUCCGGAACUUCAUCAGCCUUUAUAAAAAUGAAGAAGAAUGAUAAGGUCUGGAUAACAACCUUUGGUGAAGGGAAAUGUGCUUAUCAAGAAUAUUCUUCAUUUUCAGGAUUUGGAUUGUAA
Messenger RNA from Saccostrea cuccullata (small rock oyster), 354 nucleotides. Its product is annotated as cerebellin-2-like. NCBI's taxonomy places the organism in Eukaryota, Metazoa, Mollusca, Bivalvia, Ostreida, Ostreidae. Gene Ontology annotation, molecular function: protein binding. The record is from RefSeq and is a predicted model, not a curated record. The coding region runs from base 1 to 354 and encodes 117 amino acids. The transcript has a single exon.